AUGAGGAUCCGGCUACAUAUUUGCACUACAAUGGAACCUGAACAACUCCUGACUAGCUUCUGGAUUCAACCGACAUCGGCGAGCAACAAGUCCCCUCAACUUCAACCAACAUCCUCACAAACCUUGUGUGGAAAGAUAGCUAUUCCCCGUGGCAAGACAAAACAACAUCGAGUGUUUUGGUCUGAACACCUUGAGGAACUGAAAAGAAAUAGGAACGCCCUUCGCAACACUGAUGAUCAGAAUGGAAAUAGGAACGCCCUUCGCAACACUGAUGAUCAGAAUGGAAGAUCGGAAGACAUACAAGCCUGGAGACGGCAGGCAGCCGUCCUAAGGCAAACCAUCUUAAAAGCUGAACGGACUUCCUUCGACAACUUCAUCUCAAAUAUCAAUUAUCAAAGUGAUAGUCAACGCAUUAUCAAAUUCCUGGGUAACCUCCCAAAACAACAGGGAAAGACCCACGAAAGAAACAAUACCCUUAAACAAAAAACUGCUUACCACCGACUCCGAAAUACCUAA
Rodentolepis nana is the source of this 516-nucleotide messenger RNA. The record is from the annotation of a GenBank genome assembly. NCBI's taxonomy places the organism in Eukaryota, Metazoa, Platyhelminthes, Cestoda, Cyclophyllidea, Hymenolepididae.